Messenger RNA from Lactuca virosa, 1191 nucleotides. The record is from the annotation of a GenBank genome assembly. NCBI's taxonomy places the organism in Eukaryota, Viridiplantae, Streptophyta, Magnoliopsida, Asterales, Asteraceae.
AUGCAACCACCUCCACCCAUCAUCUCCACACCCAUGUUCUUCGAAUCAGGUACCACCUGCAAGUUACAAUUAGAUUCAAUAGAACCAUGUUCAUCGUUCUCUUCUUUUUACAUGAUGACCUUGUUCAACGUAUCACCAAACCUGUGGAUCGAGGGAAAGGAAUCCCUAAUUGACCUUGAAAACGUCCUCCGCUCCAAAAAGGAUAAGUUAUCAAUUCAAGAAGCAAACUUUCUUAUGACAUGGAAGGAAAGUACACUUAGACAGCUCACAGUUGGUGCAGGAGUUGGUGCUGCAAUUGCUUGGUCAGCUACUGGAAAUCUUCAUAGGCUCUUUCGCAUCAACCUUGCAGGAGGAGCUGCUGCAAUUACUGCAACAUGGAGAUUUAGGAAGUCGGUUAAUUCAUGCAUUGAACAAAUUCUUUGCAUGGAUGGAAGCCGAAUGCAAAAAGAGUUGGCAAAUAUAAUGUUGAGAAGGUAUCCAAAUCAUCCAACAACAACAAAACUUAUAUCCAAACGUUUCUACUGUGAGCAUGUUUUUGAUGACUCAACAUCGGACAUGCCAAAAUCAAGGUGGCGUUUUCGUAAUAACUUUGUUGAAAGUCCACCACAUCCUCAACGACCCGAUACCCGUGAAUCCUAUGAUCAUGAUGACAACAUUGUUCCGGAACGCAAACCGGUUCCUAUGAACAACGGUUUCGUUGCGAUGGAAAACCCUUUCGAUUGCGUAUUUGGACUCCCACCAAGUGUCGAGGAAAUUCGACGCCCUGUCCCCGCCACGUCAGCAAAAAAACAUACCCGCAAACAUAAAAGAUCCCACCGCAAGCAUCACACACAUCACCGAAAUGAUGAUUUGUAGUCCCUUCCGGUAUGCUUGUCUUAACAGUAACGAGGUGAGAAUCUGUAAGUGAGGUCUCAGGUUCAAACAGGUGGUGUAAGAUCAUGAUCGUGGACUUAUUUAUGUUUUGUUUAUGAAAUUAUGAAAACCGAGUUUGAUCAUGUUGUGUAUAUCAAUGGUGUCGAGAUUUUCAAAUUUUGGACUUUUUGUUGGACUUCAUUUAGGAAUAUUUCUUUCUAUUUACCUUAAAAUAUGGUGUUAUUUCACUAUACGAGGGACAAUUCUGUGGGUGACCGGAUAAUUGGUUUAUAUGUAUUAAAAUAAGAGAUCUCUUAAAAUAAUUGAAAAAAUGUCGAC